AUGGAAGUCGCGCAGGAUGGCGCCAGAAUUCCCAUCUCCUCUUCCCCGCGGAUCAAGUCCUCAGCUAAGAGUCCCGGGGACAACUCUGGACGCGAACAGCAUGUCGAUAUAAAUGAUGCGGAAGCACCAUUUCCUCAGCCAGUGCGCGGAGGUCUACAUCGUGGCCUGUCUGCACGACAAGUACAAAUGAUCGCAAUUGCUGGUACCAUUGGAACUGGACUCUUCCUAGGCACCGGAAGAUCCCUUGCUCAAGGUGGUCCUGCCAGCAUACUGAUUUGCUAUGGCAUAGUGGGGUUCGUUGUAUACGUGACGCUAUUGCUGCUAGGGGAGAUGGCUACACAGUACCCAGUGGCCGGGUCGUUUAACGCUUAUGCGACGCGCUUUUUUUCGCCGUCUUAUGGUUUCGCGCUGUCGUGGAAUUAUUGGUUCAAUGAUGCAGUGUCUGUUGCUUCUGAUCUUACUGCUGCUCAGCUGGUGUUACAAUUCUGGACAACGUCACAUCCUUGGGUGGUUAGCCUGCUCUUUUGGGUGUUCCUUGUAUCAAUCAACGCCUCUCACGUCAAAGCUUACGGAGAAUUGGAGUAUUGGCUUUCAUUCCUGAAGGUCGCUACCAUCGUGAUCUUCAUUGUCGUUGGCAUCCUCGUUAAUGUCGGCGUCAACAAGUCCCAUACCUACAUCGGAACACACAAUUGGCACAUUCCUGGCGCUCCAUUCGUUGGUGGCUUUGGUGGCUUUGCCAAGGUUUUUGUGACAGCUAGUUUCGCAUACGGUGGAACAGAAAGUCUAGGUAUCACCGCAGGAGAAACGAAGAACCCUUCACAAAACAUGCCAAAGGUUGUCAAGUUUGUGUUCUGGAGAAUUCUGUUGUUCUAUAUCUUGAGCAUCCUGCUCAUCGGUUUGAACGUGCCAUGGGAUUACCCGAAUCUGUCGAAUAAAACGACCACUACAUCCCCUUUUACGAUUGUAUUUACUCUGGCUGGUUCAAAUGUAGCCGCAUCAUUUAUGAAUACCGUCAUCCUCACCUCUGUUUUAUCUGCCGGUAACCACGCUCUUUUCGCGGGAACAAGAGUUCUGUACGGCCUAUCUGUUGUUGGCCCCAUCCCUCACGCACCUCGUAUAUUUUCUCGGACCACUCGAGCAGGUGUCCCUUUGUACGCGCUGCUUGCGACCAGUAGCAUUAGCGUGCUCUGUUUAGCCAGCAGUUAUAUUGGCAGCGGCCAGCUGUGGGGAUGGUUGCAAAAUAUUGUUGGAGUCUCAAACCAGAUUGCCUGGUUAUCAAUUGGAUUGGCCAGUUGGAGAUUCAGGAAAGCCUGGAUCAGACAGGGUCGGUCUUUAGACGAAAUGAAGUUUCGAGCGUCGUGGACUUGGCCAUGGGGUCCUUACUUUGUUAUUAUCACAGUGAUCGCCCUGAUCUUGAUCCAAGGAUGGUCCUCUAUAAUCCCCACAUUCUCACCAGUAGAUUUCGUCUCCUAUUACAUCGAGAUACCCGUCAUGGUUGUCAUGGGCCUCUGUUGGGUCAUUGCUAAGAAUACUUUCAUAGACUCUACACCAGUUCCAGGUAACGCCCCUCUGGAUCCCCCUAAUGAGACGACCUCUCUGAUACCCUAUGACACUGAAACCCGAGAAGCUCAUCACAAGUGGACGUCCGACAUUGUGGACAUCCGAACGAUUGAUCUGUAUAGUGACGAAUAUGCCGACGAACCCUUGGAUGAAGUAAAUGAUGAAACAGGAGGGAAAAGGUUUCUAUUUUUUUGGAGGUUGUAUGAUAUGCUGGCUUAGAUCCCACGUUUGUACCGAUAUCACUUUGCGUUGUAUAAUCCAUAAUGUAUAUC
Molecule: messenger RNA, 1832 nt
Organism: Suillus subaureus
Lineage: Eukaryota; Fungi; Basidiomycota; Agaricomycetes; Boletales; Suillaceae
Product: amino acid permease-domain-containing protein
Exons: 11
Coding region: 1-1779 (592 amino acids)
Biological process (GO): amino acid transmembrane transport
Cellular component (GO): membrane
Molecular function (GO): amino acid transmembrane transporter activity
Source: RefSeq, a predicted model, not a curated record